Sesamum indicum (sesame) is the source of this 1156-nucleotide messenger RNA. RefSeq names its product mitochondrial outer membrane protein porin of 36 kDa. Lineage: Eukaryota; Viridiplantae; Streptophyta; Magnoliopsida; Lamiales; Pedaliaceae. Gene Ontology annotation, molecular function: voltage-gated monoatomic anion channel activity. Gene Ontology annotation, biological process: monoatomic anion transmembrane transport. The record is from RefSeq and is a predicted model, not a curated record. Gene Ontology annotation, cellular component: mitochondrial outer membrane.
AUACUUUUUAGAGUAAAUCGGGAAACAAAGAAGUCAAGAACCACCUCCGCCGUCUCUCUCUCUCUCUCUCUGUCUCCAUUUGCGCUGCAAACAGAGCAAGAAGGAAAAUGGUUUUUGUGAAGGGUCCAGGGCUGUACUCUGACAUUGGCAAGAGGGCCAGAGAUCUUCUUUACAAGGAUUAUCAGGGUGACCAGAAGUUCACUCUCACUACUUGCACUUCGAAUGGGGUGAUUAUUACUUCAUCUGGGACUAAGAAGGGUGAAUUGUUUUUGGCUGAUGUUAAUACCCAGCUUAAGAACAAGAACAUCACAACUGAUGUAAAGGUGGAUACUAAUUCCAAUGUUCACACAACUAUCACGGUUGAUGAGCCUGCUCCUGGAGUGAAGGCUAUCUUUAGCUUCGUUGCUCCAGACCAGAAGUCUGGCAAGGUGGAACUUCAAUAUUUGCACGAGUAUGCUGGAAUUAGCACUAGCCUGGGACUGACUGCAAAACCAAUUGUCAACUUUUCCGGUGUAGCUGGGAAUCACAAGGCCGCCUUUGGGACUGAUAUUUCAUUUGACACUGCUACUGGGAAUUUUACCAAAUACAAUGCUGGAGUCAGUUUUACCACUACAGACCUAAUUGCAUCUUUGAUCCUGAACGACAAAGGCCAAACCGUUACUGCAUCCUACUUCCACACAAUCAGCCCAUUGACCAAUACUGCGGUUGGAGCAGAGUUAACCCACAGCUUUUCAAGCAAUGAAAAUACUCUCACCAUUGGGACACAACACUCACUUGAUCCUCUGACGUCUGUCAAAGCUCGAGUGAACAACCAUGGGAGGGCAAGUGCUCUCAUACAGCACGAAUGGCGUCCAAAAUCUCUAAUCACCAUUUCAGGCGAAGUGGACACAAGAGCUAUAGAGAAAAGUGCAAAGAUUGGAUUGGCUGUUGCUCUUAAACCAUGAAAUCAGAAAUUACCAAGUAAAUGGUUGGCUGCAACAUUUUCCAGAUACGGAGAAAGCAAUAAAGCAGAUUGUAUUGUUUCUAGCAAUUGCUUGAUUCUAGUAAUGAAGCUCAAGCUUUUUUUAGUUGUGAUGAACCUUGUAAUCAACAUUUUGAUUCACCCGACAUGGUUUUAGCUGCAUUCAAGCUCAAUCUACUCGGCAACUUGCAUUAA